This is a messenger RNA of Hyaloperonospora brassicae, 954 nucleotides long. NCBI's taxonomy places the organism in Eukaryota, Oomycota, Peronosporomycetes, Peronosporales, Peronosporaceae. The record is from the annotation of a GenBank genome assembly.
AUGCUCAAGACGGCGUGCAAAGUGGCUGCGCUCGCAGCGGCCGUCGCGUGCUACGUGCGGCCUCAGCUGCUGCUUCCACUGCGUCUACUCGCUCUGGAGCUCGACCAGGCGGACAUCGAGUCGUCGGGGCGCACGCUGCAGGCGCUGCUGAGCUACGGUUUGGCGUGUGGGGUCCGGCCUUCCUGGCUCCGCGUGCUGGUGGCUGUAGCGGCGCUGCAUGUCGCCUUGUGGGGUCUCCAGCGCUCGGAAGACUCGGUGCUGGGACUCGACGUCGACUUGGAGAAGGACUUGUUCGCAGCGGGCGCUGUCGCGUGUUUCGCCGUGGUUGGGAGUAUCCUAUUGUUUGGCAGCAAGCGGGACGCCAGAGACCGGUUCCAGAAGAGACUGGUGGCGUUUUACACGAAGCACAACCCUGGAAAACUCGGGCAAGUGGACGAACUGGUUGAGAAGUACGAACUCAACGAAGAGCUGCUGUUCCAGCGGCUGCAUCGAAAGUACAAUGCACUGGCGGCUGGCGCUGAUAAUCACUCGGUGAUGAAGAAGAUUGAUGAGAGUGAGUUUUUGUACGAAGAGGAAGAAGAGGACAGAGUGGAGUCGGACGAGGAGGUUAGCGAUUCGGUGGACAAGGCCGAUGGACACGUGGUGCGUAAGGAGGCACUGCAAGAUCGCUUCAGCAGCGGGACGAGGAGUGCAAGUGCUGGAAACGCUGGAAAAGUGCGCGUGGGUGCUAGUGUGCCAGUGGCUCGACAACUGGACAUUGAGGAUUACGACGAGUUGGACGGCACGCCUCCUGUAUCUCCACGCACGGCUGGAACGUUGGCACACACGCGCCGCCAGUCGUCCGCACUGAUAAAGAAAGCGAUUGUGGAUGCACGUCAGAAACAAAAAGAACGCAUUGAGCGCCGCAUUGCUACGAUGGCGUCAAAAAAAGGAGAUGGCUACGCUGGUCACUAG